AUGUCGUUCCUGUUGAAUAUGAUCUAUGGCAAAUUCACCACAAUACCACCGCAAAAGGAAGAUUGCACAGGCAAAGUAGUCAUCAUCACUGGGGGAAACGGCGGCAUUGCUCUCGAGGCAGCGCGACACUUUACCCAAUUGAACGCUGCCAGAGUAAUCCUCGCAUGUCGCGGUCUUGAGAAGGGUGAACACGCAAAGAAAGAUAUUGAAGAGACAACUGGAAAGCAUAACGUCGUCGAGGUUUGGCACCUAGAUCUCGCAUUGCAUGAUAGUGUUCGCGAGUUUGCAGAUCGUGUCAAUAAGUUGGACCGAGUAGAUGUCUUGAUCAACAAUGCAGGUCUUCUUGUCUUUAAGCGUGAGCUUAUCGAGGGUCAUGAGUCCAUGCUGAGCAUUAAUGUAAUCUCGACGGCUCUACUUACACUCCUUGUUCUCCCUGUUUUAAGGCAAACGUCGACCAGGUUUAACACUAUCCCACAUAUUGUUAUUUGUCGCCUUCCCGUACAAGAGACAAAUAUCAUCAAAGCUCUUGAUGAGCAGCCAAGUGUCCUUGAACACUACAACAAGACGAAGCUCGUUCAACUCAUAUUCAUGACCCAACUCGCCAAAGCUAUUGAAGUGUCUGGAAAAGGCCAUAUCAUCGUCAAUGGCGUGCAUCCUGGCUUCUGCUGCACACCACUCUUCGAUAACACGCCCUGGCCAUUCAAUCUUAUAUUUAAAGGGCUUCUUGCACUUUUUGGACGAGCUCCGGAGGUGGGAUCCCGUGCUCUACUGGCUGGAGCGUUUGCAGAUGAAAGCUUGAACGGAAAGUUUAUGUCUAACGGCACUUUUCAUGAACUGCCCAGGAUUAUGCAGGGGGAUGAAGGAGAGAAGAUGUGUAGAAAGGUCUGGGAGGAGUUGAGUGGGGUUUUGGAGGGGAUUGAGCCCGGGGUAACAAAUAAAAUCUAG
Fusarium fujikuroi IMI 58289 is the source of this 945-nucleotide messenger RNA. RefSeq names its product related to enoyl-CoA hydratase/isomerase. Lineage: Eukaryota; Fungi; Ascomycota; Sordariomycetes; Hypocreales; Nectriaceae. The record is from RefSeq and is a predicted model, not a curated record. The transcript has 3 exons. Bases 1 to 945 code for a protein of 314 amino acids.